UAAAUUCUAACUUAAUGAUACUUUUUGGCCGUAUUGGCCACUUAUAUUUUGUGGGAGGCCGAGAAAAUAUGAACUCAUAAUACCAAAAGAUGGCAGAGAAAGUUCGAUUAGUGAGUUUAGCCAUGGAGUUUGGUUUUGACGAGGAUUCUGCCAAUAAAUGUUUGGAUCGCUUCAUUCUUCUCUAUGGUGAGGAUGGCCAAGAUUUCAUCACUGUGGAGCACUGUGGUGAUGAUUUCCUAGCAAUGCUAGCGGAAUCUAUCCAAGACACCGAAGAAUGGGAUGAUGUUCAAGCGAUGGAAACUGAAACAUUCGAUGCUCUCACCACCAUCUUGGGUGAAGAUAAUUUUGACUAUCAGGAUCCGACAAGUAAAUCAUUUCAUGUCGUACAACAACAUUCUCCUAAAAUCGAGACACGUCAGAACAUUCUUGUCGUGGAUUCUGAGGACUCAGAGGUUGAAAUUUUUGAAAAUAAUUGGACCACUGCGAGAUCAGGGGAAUGUCACAGCAGUGUGACUCAUGAUUCAGUUUUACCAUUCUUUGAGAAAAAGGCUUGGAGUCCACCAGUUAUUUCUACAAGAAACAGUUGUGUACUAAAUGCAAAAAGGGGAACUCUAGGUUAUGAAGAGUUGCAAGCAUUGGAUGAUUUCGAGUUAGCUAAUGUUGUUAUCUUUGGUAACACGUUGUUUCGCCCUUUGCAGCAUCAAGCUUGUAAAGCUUUUGUCCAAAAGCAAGAUUGCUUUAUUCUCAUGCCUACUGGAGGUGGAAAAAGUCUCUGCUACCAGCUUCCUGCGACUCUACAACCAGGUGUGACCGUAGUUAUAUCUCCACUACUUUCUCUUAUUCAGGAUCAGAUAAUCACGUUAAAUCUUAAGUAUGGGAUACCUGCUACUUUUUUGAACUCCCAGCAAAGCUCAGCACAAGCUGCAGCCAUUACUCAAGAGCUUAGGAGAGAUAAACCCUCAUGUAAGCUCUUGUAUGUAACCCCAGAAAGAGUUUCAGGUAGUGCAUCAUUUUUUGAUGCUUUAAGAUGUAUGUAUCAAAAGGGACAAUUGACAGGGUUUGUUGUUGACGAAGCCCACUGUGUAAGUCAAUGGGGCAAUGAUUUCCGUCCAGAUUAUCGUAGAUUAGGCUGCCUUAAGCAAAAUUUUCCUAAUGUCCCCAUUAUGGCAUUAACAGCAACUGCAACUUAUCCUGUACGCAAGGAUAUAUUAACUGCAUUAGGAAUUCCUCGUGCUUUGAUAUUGGAGACGAGUUUUGAUAGGCCCAAUUUGAAGUACAAAGUGAUUGAUAAGAUCAAGGAACCACUGAAGCAGCUAGGUAAAAUAAUAAAGGAUAGGUUUGAAAAUUCUUGUGGAAUAGUGUACUGUCUUUCAAAGAAUGAAUGCAUGGAAGUGGCAGAAUACUUAAAUGACAAAUUUAAGAUCAAAACAACGUAUUACCAUGCUGGCUUAGCAGCCCGUCAAAGAGUUUCCGUUCAGAAAAAAUGGCAUACGGGAGAAGUAAAGAUCGUAUGUGCUACGAUUGCUUUCGGAAUGGGAAUAGAUAAAGCUGAUGUGCGUUUUGUUAUCCAUAAUACGAUGUCCAAAUCCAUAGAAAGCUAUUAUCAGGAGUCAGGAAGGGCAGGGAGAGACAAUCUCCCGGCUGAAUGUAUUAUUUUGUAUCAGAAAAAAGAUUUUAGUCGAGUUGUUUGUAUGUUGCGUAAUGCACAAGGGUUUAACAAAGUCAGCUUCAAAAACGCAAUGAAUCAAGCUCAGAAAAUGCAACAGUAUUGUCAACUAAAGGAUGAAUGUAGGAGAAAGUCAUUACUUGAACAUUUUGGAGAACGUUUCGAUUCAAAUGCUUGCAAAUAUGGUGCUAAUCCUUGCGACAAUUGUGUGAAAGAUUAAGCAGGCUAUAGAGAAAUGACAAUAUUCACUUUCGAGAGAUAACCUAAACCUACCUACAAAUUGCGCUUUUGUAAAUCUUAUUACUAGGAGUAAUUUUUGUUUGUUAUUUUUCUAUUUGUUAUUUGACCGUAACACUAUGUUUGGAUAAGAUUUUAGGAGGGAAAAGAAAGAUAGGGAAAGGAAAAAAAAAGAAAGGAAAGGAAGGGGAGGAAUUAGUGAUGGAAAUGUUCACUAUUUGGAUAAGGAGGAAAUUGAAGGGAAAUGAAAGGAAAAUAGAGUAUAUAAAUUCUAAAUAAAUUAAAUACUAUCAAUAAAAUGUACACUAAAGCUAAAUAUUAAUGAAAGUUUCAAAAAAAAGUUGAAUAUGAACAA
This is a messenger RNA of Amaranthus tricolor (Joseph's coat), 2258 nucleotides long. RefSeq names its product ATP-dependent DNA helicase Q-like 1. Gene Ontology annotation, cellular component: nucleus; cytoplasm; chromosome. Gene Ontology annotation, molecular function: ATP binding; nucleic acid binding; 3'-5' DNA helicase activity. The transcript has 10 exons. Bases 90 to 1886 code for a protein of 598 amino acids. NCBI's taxonomy places the organism in Eukaryota, Viridiplantae, Streptophyta, Magnoliopsida, Caryophyllales, Amaranthaceae. Gene Ontology annotation, biological process: double-strand break repair via homologous recombination. The record is from RefSeq and is a predicted model, not a curated record.